AUGUUCACGCAAGUGCAUCUCCCCGUUCUCCCCCUCCCUUCCCUCAUGUUUCUCCCUUUCUCAUCUUACUCACACGUGCACUACUCCACCCGAACAGCCACAAUGAAGGUUGUCGCGGCUUACCUCCUCGCGCUUCUCGGAGGCAACGCGAGCCCCGCCGCUGCCGAUAUCAAGGGCAUUCUCUCAUCAGUUGGCGCUGAGGCCGAUGAUGACAGGAUAGAUCUGCUGCUGAAGCAGCUCGAGGGCAAGGACAUUAACGAGGUCAUCGCGGCCGGCCGAGAGAAGUUCGCCGCGGUGCCCAGCGGUGGCGGCGUUGCCGUUGCCGCUUCAGGCGGUGGCGGUGCCGCUGCUGCUGCCCCCGCUGAGGAGAAGAAGGAGGAGAAGAAGGAAGAGGAGAAGGAAGAGUCUGACGACGUACGUAACAUUCGUUUCAUCUCCAAUGCUGUUUUGUUUGCUUAA
This is a messenger RNA of Closterium sp. Naga37s-1, 459 nucleotides long. The record is from the annotation of a GenBank genome assembly. Lineage: Eukaryota; Viridiplantae; Streptophyta; Zygnematophyceae; Desmidiales; Closteriaceae.